AUGGUGUCCAACAACACACGACCCUUCUCCUCGGGUUGUGCUUCUGUCAGAACCGUGACCGUGGAUGUGGCCUUCUCGUACCUUUACUUCUUCUUGUUCCCCGUUGCGCUACUGCUCAACGGGGUGGCGGCGUGGGUGUCUCUGCACCUCCCUUCCACCUCUACCUUCAUAGUGUAUCUCAAAAACCUGGUGGUUGCAGACCUGCUCAUGACGCUGGCGCUCCCGCCGAUGGCCGCCAGCAUGCUGCCUGGAGCAGCGGUUGCGUUAAGGGCGUUCGACUGCCGGUACUCUAGUGUCCUUUUCUACUGCAGCAUGUACACAAGUAUUACUUUAUUGGGUCUUAUCAGCCUUGACCGCUUCUUCAAAAUAGUUAGACCAUGCGGAAUGUUGUUGGGACAAAACGUGGUCGUCAGUCUUGUGAUAUCCACCUUGGUUUGGAUGGUGGUAUUUGGCAGUACAUUCAUCCCAACUGUCAUUCUAACAGACAAGGAUCCUGUUAAUAAAACAGCUGAUUUCUGUAUGUCCCUGAAGGGUCCAGCAGGUGUGACUCUUGAGAAAUUUGUGGUUCUCGCUAUGGAGUGUCUUUUCUGGCUCGUCACCUUAGUGAUUGUGUUUUGCUACAUCUGCAUCACCCUGAAAGUCCUGCAGUCCUUCAGAAACUCUGGGAGCAACAACCGCCACGGAAAGCAGAGGACCAAGCUACGAGUCUUCCUCAUCCUUCUUGUGUUUUUUGUGUGCUUUGUGCCUCUUCACGUGAUGCGUGUUCCUUUAACGUUGUAUGAAACUGCUGACACUGUUGUGUGUGUUAAAAUGUGGGUAAAAAUAAUGUAUAAAUUGGUCCUGUGGCUCUCCGCCACUAACGCCUGCCUGGACCCUCUUGUCUCCAUCUACCUGUGCAGGGAGUUCAGAGAUAAACUGGUUGACAUGAUGAAAGCUAGAGGGAUCUGUGUCGGGUUACAUUCAGGUCAGAAGGAAGGUGUUUAACAGUAGAAAGGAGAAACAUCAGUCAUCAAAAUAAGUUUAUUUGAGAUAAAUAAGAUGUUCUUUGUUGCAAAUGAGGCUGUUAUUUUUAAUGUUAGUUUAUUUUAUGGAAGCGAGAUAACCUUAGCAGUGUGGUCUUACAGCAACUUUUGAUCUUUAAAUGUUAUUUUGUACUGCCCUCUAGUGGUGUGUUAACAGUUAUCAUCUCGCUGUAGGUCCAUUAAGAGACACAAAGAAGAACCUUAUUCAAACACAACAUAUGAUAAACAUGAUGUCAAUUUUAUUGCUAAACGUACAGCAGGAUAAAUACACCACAUGUAUUAUUC
Messenger RNA from Etheostoma cragini (Arkansas darter), 1307 nucleotides. Its product is annotated as P2Y purinoceptor 13-like. Gene Ontology annotation, molecular function: G protein-coupled purinergic nucleotide receptor activity. Bases 1 to 984 code for a protein of 327 amino acids. The transcript has a single exon. The record is from RefSeq and is a predicted model, not a curated record. NCBI's taxonomy places the organism in Eukaryota, Metazoa, Chordata, Actinopteri, Perciformes, Percidae. Gene Ontology annotation, biological process: negative regulation of adenylate cyclase activity; G protein-coupled receptor signaling pathway. Gene Ontology annotation, cellular component: membrane.